Messenger RNA from Nematostella vectensis (starlet sea anemone), 2307 nucleotides. Its product is annotated as melatonin receptor type 1B-B. The transcript has a single exon. Gene Ontology annotation, cellular component: membrane. Gene Ontology annotation, molecular function: G protein-coupled receptor activity. Gene Ontology annotation, biological process: G protein-coupled receptor signaling pathway. The record is from RefSeq and is a predicted model, not a curated record. Lineage: Eukaryota; Metazoa; Cnidaria; Anthozoa; Actiniaria; Edwardsiidae. Bases 233 to 1093 code for a protein of 286 amino acids.
GCAUAAUGUCGUUUAGUUAAUUACUUAGUGUACGAGCUACGAGUUUAGGUUACAAUUAUUUAUCGCAUGACGUAUAAAGGGCGGGCUUCUAUUCUUCUUCUAUAUACAGGGACGGCGCAAAUGCACUUGCCAACUGUGUGUCUUUAAGCAAACAUAUUUGGCAAACUGGGUGUACCCCUUGCCGUGCAUUCAUGGUAUCCACGCAGAUACACGCUAAAACCACAGAUUUAAGAUGAGUAGCGGGAAUGCCUCCAGGCAGACAGGAUUUGAUCCAAAGACCAUGCCUUCUGCGGUAAUUGUCUCUCUUAGCGUGUUCAAUGCGCUCAAUAGCGUCCUCGGAACACUGGUGAAUUUUGCCGUGUGCGUUGUGAUCUACCAGAACGAGGAAUUACAGAAUGGUCUGGAUUUACUCAUUGGAAACUUGUGCCUGGCUGACUUGGCCGUAUGCGCACUAGCGGAGCCUAUGUAUAUCGGCUUCCUUCACAGUAAACUAAAUGACCAGUCCUCAAAGGCUUUCGAAACCAUUUCUGUUAUCACCCUACACGCUGUAGCGAUUAACCUAGUCGUGAUUGCCAUUAACCGAAUGAACGCCAUCGCUAACCCAUUCAAAAACACCUUCAUCUUCUCAAAAGCGAAGGUCUUAAUGUUGAUUUCGUGCGUCUGGAUUGGUGCUAUCCUAAUGGCGGUAUUUCUUCUGGAGACCCAGGAAGGCAAAGCCUUCUCACCGUACUCCCACCUUCUCCUCAUUCUAACCUUCCUCCUCGCUUACGUAAGAAUAUUCUGGAUAGCCAACAAACAGCAGCGAAAGAUAGACAUUCAGAGAGAGGCUAUCAGCCAUAAUUUUCAGCAAGUGCGCUUGCAGUGUGCGAAUCGCGCAGCUAGGACGACGGCCCUGAUUGUACUAUCUUUCAUGAUUUGCUUCUUCCCAGAUACGGUAUACGACUUUAUCGAAGAUGUGGACGUCAUGAUCGAGCGAAAAAAAUGGCUUUUUUCGUUGUUGUAUUUUAGCUGCCUGUUAAAUCCUUGUAUCUAUAUGUUCCGAACUGAUUCUUUUAAGGCGGCGCUAAAGAGAACUUUGGGGAUCUCGAACUAGAUAAGGAUCCCCCCUCCUAUCAAAAUCAAGACUUAUUUUAUCUAAAGUGACUACUUUACUACAAAAACGAGCGAUGUGUUCGUGAGAAGAACUCAAUGUUGAAUAGGAGGCAAAAUUUCCAAUUGACAAAUUCAGCAAACAUAUUAAGCCUCCCGCAUAGUAAAUAAGGCGCCGCGUUUUAAUUUGUCAUAUUUAUAUUCUCCGCUUCCCCAGUUUUUUUUUUUUUUUUUUUUUUUUUGCAGUUGUUACAUGUUGUAUAAUAAUGUUGCAUUAUAUGCUGUUUUUUUAAGAUCUGGAAUAAUUUAACACCAGCUGUGAGAAUGAGAAAAAAAGAAAGUAUUCAUAUUCAUCCAUUCACUAAAUAUAUAAAGAAAUAAAAUAUAAUAAUUCAUCUUCAUAUAAAAUUCAUUUUUAUUUGAUAAUGAAGUUAAAAAGUAUUUUAUUUUCUAGAAGAGAUUUCCUAUGAUAAUGAGAAGUGUGUGCGAAAGUAAACGAAAAACGAAAUUAAAAAAUAAAUUAUUGUUGUUAUGUAAAUCACAUUAACAUCUUUGGCAGCAUGCUGCCACGGUGAUGUAGAAAUUGUGAAUUAUUAUCUCAUAAAAAAAAAACAGUUUAAAAUGAAAAAAGGACACCCGCAAAUAUAGAGUUGUACCACGUGAUACCGGGCAGAACCUAUGGAAAACAAUUGGUGCCGAAAAAUGCUUUAUUCUUCAUAAAAACCGUAAUUAACAACGUUUGUAUCAACACACUUGUGCUAACAAUGUAAUCUUGCUAACACGGAGUUUUCACAAAUUAUGUUUUACAAAAUGAGGGACCUCUUUUUUUAUUACAAAGCCGCAGAAGAUUUUACUACAAAGUGCGUCAGCAUUUUUUUUUUACCACUUCCCUUAAUUACAAAGUGCGUCAGGUAUUACAGAUCGUAUUUCAAGUACAAUACAAUGUUUCAGACACCCAUGAUUCCAUUUGAGCCCGAGAGAAAUUGAAACAAUUACGUUAAUUACGGCGGUCCCUUCUUUAGAUAAUUUCGUAAUCUCAUCACGCUUUCUUAUAAUUGUUUUAUCUUAUUAUUCUAUUAUUGCGUUUUUUUCUCCCUACAACUAACCCACUUUAACCUCGAUAUAUCGAACUUGCCUCUAAUAAAGUACGCCAUCAAUAUUUCUAAUUUGAAUCCCCGAUAAUUUGAAGUUAUAACAAUUUUUUUACGGAAUUCAGAG